Candidula unifasciata is the source of this 894-nucleotide messenger RNA. The record is from the annotation of a GenBank genome assembly. NCBI's taxonomy places the organism in Eukaryota, Metazoa, Mollusca, Gastropoda, Stylommatophora, Geomitridae.
AUGGAUUUAAUUGUGGAUAAUGAUAUGGAUAGGAUGUCUGCUAAUCACGAUGACAUAACUAGAGUUGCUUAUGCAGCUUCAGGCUCAUCUGAGGAAGUUGUAUCGGUUGAUUCUACAGUUCCUUUGGGCGAUGCGAGCUAUUCAUUUUUUGAGGUGUCCCCACAGGAGGGAAGUGCAGAAACCAAGAAUACGGUAGACGAUUUCAAGCAGUCUUUGCUGGAUAAAAAUAUCAACCAGAACAUGGCAUUUAACGCUGAACAUAUUGUGAAUUUAGAGGCACAGACCUUGGUGUAUCAUUCUACAGGAGUUGACGGUUUUGAUGAGAAAGAUAGUAUUAUUGAAAAGAAUAUUAGUGUUAUUGAUGAGAACAUUAAAGAUGAGGAGAAUAGUGAGGAGGUAGAUGGUGAAAGGCUCUCCAAUUUACUGACAUUUACAAACAGUUCUCAGAAAGAAAAACCUGGUGUUAUUCUUCUAGGUCGAGGCAACAGUUUUAGUCUUGGGAGGUCAGAGGUUAUGUUGUUGCAUGCCAACAGACGCAACAAAUCAGAUGCUGGAAGAACUGGUAAUCGUAAUUAUCGUCACUUAGUAACAGGCUUAGACAACAGUAACAAUAAUAACAACAGUACCGAGUCCAUAAGUAAUAGAAAUUUGAAUAUGUUCGAUUCACUUGUAAACACCAGAGCCCAGCGAGUUUCUGAUAGAGGAAUGACCCCUGAUGAGUUAGAAUCAUUGUGGCGGAAGGCAGAGGUCGUGAUGGCUGCCAAGCAGGUGGUUGUUCAGGAAGUUUUGGAAGAGUUUGGGAUAGCAGAACCUGGACGGGUAGGGGAGGGCACUCUAGACAAAGCAAUGGAGGAAACAAUAUGGCAGGCUGUUCAGGACAGUUUUCAGAUUUGA